CACCCAUCCUCAUUUCUUCGAGAUAUUUUAGAAGAAAAAGAAGAUUUUUUUUCUUCAUUUUCUGGUUCUUAAUUUUAUUCGAAAACAAUCAGAACGAUGGAUGAUUACACGAGGGAGAUGAUGGAUUUGAAAACGCUAGUUACCCGAACCCUAGAGAAGAAAGGUGUUCUGGCUAAGAUCCGGGCUGAACUCAGGGCAAGUGUCUUUGAGGCAAUAGAAGAGGAGGAUCGUGUUAUUGAAAAAGAAGAAGGUUUACCUCCUGCAUUACUGGGAAGUUGCAAUGACCGUGCUAAACAACUUCAUGCUUCUCCUUCUGGAAGAUUGUUAACUGCACUAGUAUGCGAGUAUUUGGAUUGGGCACAACUAAACCAUACUCUGAAAGUUUAUCAACCUGAGUGUAAUUUGCAAAAAGACUCUUGGAAAACUGAGUUGAAAGACUUUAGUGGCAAAAAUGGUUAUGAUCUUAACAGAAAUGGAGAUAGUGGACCCUUGCUUCUGGAUGUUCUUGAAGGUUUCUUGAAGUUUGAGAACUUAUCCCGAUCAAGAGGAACUGGAAGGAGAUCACACGAAAUUGAGUCUUCAUCUAGUUCAGAGAAUCGCAACACAAGAAGACCCUCAUCAUCUGCUGUUGCUGGGGGCUUGCCUCCAUUAGGCAGGCCGGUCUCUGUUUCCCAGUCAUCUGAUAGGAGAGCAGGCUCCUCCAUGUCUGGUUACAGGAAAGAUGAGUAUAGUUGGAGGUAUGAUGAUGAUCUCUCAGAAGAUGUGAUUCGAACUUCAACUGCCCUUGAAAAUCUUCAGUUGGACAGAAAGGCCAGAAAUUUAACUUCUUCUUGGCGGCAUGCUGGGGAUGGAAUCAGUGGGGACGACGAUAAGGUUGGUCAUAUGUAGCUGAAUGACAUGUAUCCCAUUCCGGCAAAGCCUAGUUCGGUUUCUGUUUUGGAGUUUUUCACCCAUAAAAGUUCUUCUUAACUACAAAAAUUGGGCAGUGAAGUUAUCGUGUAAGUUUUUAUAUCUAUAUAUGUUUGUGAUGUGAUUUAGGCCAUAUCUUUUGAGCAUUAUUUG
Molecule: messenger RNA, 1062 nt
Organism: Hibiscus syriacus
Lineage: Eukaryota; Viridiplantae; Streptophyta; Magnoliopsida; Malvales; Malvaceae
Product: protein TONNEAU 1a-like
Exons: 8
Coding region: 97-888 (263 amino acids)
Molecular function (GO): protein binding
Source: RefSeq, a predicted model, not a curated record